Messenger RNA from Marmota monax (woodchuck), 1119 nucleotides. RefSeq names its product UAP56-interacting factor. Bases 66 to 1019 code for a protein of 317 amino acids. Gene Ontology annotation, molecular function: mRNA binding. The record is from RefSeq and is a predicted model, not a curated record. The transcript has a single exon. NCBI's taxonomy places the organism in Eukaryota, Metazoa, Chordata, Mammalia, Rodentia, Sciuridae. Gene Ontology annotation, biological process: mRNA export from nucleus.
UGGGAGGUGUCAGGCCUCUGACUCUGGCCUUCCCGGCUGACUGUUCCAGAGCGACGUCUCCAGCCAUGAACCAGUUUGGUACCCGGUUGGUGGGAGCCACCGCGACCCCGUCGCCGCCGCCGAAAGCCCGCAGCAAUGAAAACCUCGACAAAAUAGAUAUGUCUUUGGAUGAUAUUAUCAAGUUGAAUCGAAAGGAAGGAAAGAAGCAGAAUUUUCCAAGACUGCAUAGACGACUCCAGCAAACUAGUACUCGGCAAUUCAAGAUGAGAGUACUGUGGGGGAUCCAGCAAAACUCUGGUUUUGGUAAAGCUAGUUUGAGCCGUAGAGGAAGAGUAACACCUGGAAAGAGACGUCCUUAUGGAGUUAUGACCGGUCUUGCGGCUAGGAAAGCAACUGGAAUUCGAAAAGGGAUUAGUCCUAUGAAUCGUCCACCUCUAAGUGACAAGAAUAUAGAACGAUAUUUUCCAGUGUUAAAAAGGAAGGCAAAUCUUCUGAGACAAAAUGAAGUACAAAGGAAACCCGUUGCCGUUCUCAAGAGACCUAACCAGUUAAACAGAAAAAAUAACAUCCCAGCUAAUUUUACCAGGAGUGGAAAUAAAUUAAGCCAUCAGAAAGAUAUUCGUCAGGCAACUUUUCUUUUUAGAAGAGGCCUAAAGGUUCAGGCCCAGUUGAACACAGAACAACUGCUAGAAGAUGUAGUAGCAAAGAGAACUCGUCAAUGGCGUACUUCCACUACAAAUGGAGGAAUUUUAACUGUAUCCAUUGACAAUCCUGGAGCAGUGCAAUGCCCAGUAACUCAGAAACCACGAUUAACUCGGACUGCUGUACCUUCUUUCUUAACAAAACGGGAGCAAUCUGAUGUUAAGAAAGUUCCUAAAGGUGUCCCUCUACAAUUUGACAUAAAUAGUGUUGGAAAACAGACAGGGAUGACUUUGAAUGAACGGUUUGGAAUCCUAAAGGAACAAAGAGCCACUUUGACAUUCAACAAAGGAGGAAGCCGCUUUGUAACUGUAGGAUAGAUCACAUGUCAAAGGAACUUUUGAGUGAUGACUCUGGUUGAAAAGUUGGAUUGCUUGAAGAGUUCAUCACAGAAAUUCAAGAAACUUUACUUCAAAAUAU